Molecule: messenger RNA, 438 nt
Organism: Chaetura pelagica (chimney swift)
Lineage: Eukaryota; Metazoa; Chordata; Aves; Apodiformes; Apodidae
Product: L-lactate dehydrogenase B chain-like
Exons: 3
Coding region: 1-438 (145 amino acids)
Biological process (GO): carboxylic acid metabolic process
Molecular function (GO): oxidoreductase activity, acting on the CH-OH group of donors, NAD or NADP as acceptor
Source: RefSeq, a predicted model, not a curated record
AUGGCUACCCUCAAGGACAAGCUGAUGAGCAUCGUGGCCCCGGGACCCACCGUCCCCAACAACAAGAUCACGAUCGUGGGGGUGGGACAGGUCGGCAUGGCCUGCGCUAUCAGCGUCCUUGGAAAGGGUCUUUGUGAUGAGCUUGCCCUCGUUGACGUUCUUGAAGACAAACUGAAAGGAGAAAUGAUGGACCUACAACAUGGGAGCUUGUUCCUUCACGCUCACAAGAUUGUGGCAGACAAAGACUAUGCUGUGACAGCCAACUCUAAGAUUGUGGUAGUAACUGCAGGAGUCCGUCAGCAAGAGGGAGAGACUCGUCUCAACCUGGUUCAGAGGAAUGUGAAUGUCUUCAAAUUCAUCAUCCCUCAGGUCAUGAAAUACAGCCCCAACUGCACCAUCCUGGUGGUUUCCAACCCAGGUAAGGUCAUCUUUUCCUAG